Messenger RNA from Elaeis guineensis (African oil palm), 432 nucleotides. The record is from RefSeq and is a predicted model, not a curated record. NCBI's taxonomy places the organism in Eukaryota, Viridiplantae, Streptophyta, Magnoliopsida, Arecales, Arecaceae.
UUAAUGUCUCGGGGAAGCCGAAGCACUCUCUGGACGUAAACCGCAGCAAUGGUGGGGAUACCAAAGGUGGUCGGACGGCCGCCACGGUGCGACGGCUCAAGAUGUACAACACCCGGCCCAAGAGGGACCAGAAGGGGAAGAUCUUGAAGCACGAGCUCCAGUCCAAGGAGCUUCCUAAUACCCGCAUCGAGCCCGACCGCCGAUGGUUCGGUAACACACGGGUUGUGAAUCAGAAAGAACUUGAAUUUUUCCGUGAGGAGCUUCAAAACCGACUUUCUAAUAACUACAAUGUCAUACUGAAGGAGAGGAAAUUGCCAUUGUCCCUUUUAAAUGACCAUCAAAAGCAAGCAAAAGCACAUCUUCUUGAUACAGAGCCUUUUGAAGAUGCAUUUGGACCAAAGAGGAAGAGAAAACGCCCAAAGCUUUUAGCAU